Messenger RNA from Eucalyptus grandis, 2076 nucleotides. Its product is annotated as protein NRT1/ PTR FAMILY 3.1. Gene Ontology annotation, biological process: transmembrane transport. NCBI's taxonomy places the organism in Eukaryota, Viridiplantae, Streptophyta, Magnoliopsida, Myrtales, Myrtaceae. The transcript has 4 exons. The record is from RefSeq and is a predicted model, not a curated record. The coding region runs from base 91 to 1839 and encodes 582 amino acids. Gene Ontology annotation, cellular component: plasma membrane. Gene Ontology annotation, molecular function: transmembrane transporter activity.
AUCCUAGGGGCUUUGAGCACUGAAACAACAAUAGAAAAAACGGAGGAGAGAAAUUGAAAAAAAGUAAAAAUAAAAGAAAGAGAUAGAGAGAUGGAGGAAGGAAGCCAUGGAAGGGGAUGGAAAAAGGGAGGGAUCGUCACUAUGCCCUUCAUUUUCUCAAAUGAGGUGUGCGAUAAAUUGGCAGUGGUCGGUUUCAACGCGAACAUGAUAAGCUACUUGACGGGCCAACUCCACAUGCCGUUGACGAAAGCAGCCAACACCCUCACCAACUUCGGUGGCACCGCCAGCCUCACGCCGCUGAUCGGCGCUUUCUUCGCUGACGCCUAUGCCGGGCGCUUUUGGACCAUCACCAUCGCCUCCAUUAUCUAUGUAGUUGGAAUGACCCUUUUGACCCUAUCCGCCGUACUCCCCCAGUUGAGGCCACCCCCAUGCUCGGACAACCAAAAGUGCCAAGAAGCCAGCGCCGGCCAGCUCGGCGUCCUCUACACAGCCCUCCUGCUUGGAGCCCUCGGGUCCGGUGGGAUCCGCCCUUGCGUGGUUGCCUUCGGGGCGGACCAAUUCGACGUAAAUGACCCAAAACAAUCUACGAAGACGUGGAAGUACUUCAAUUGGUACUACUUUGUGAUGGGGGUGUCUAUGCUGCUGGCAGUGACGGUGCUCGUUUAUAUUCAAGACAACAUCGGAUGGGGCUGGGGUCUUGGGAUCCCGACCAUCAUGAUGUUCCUCUCGGUCAUCACCUUAAUUGGUGGGUAUCGACUGUACCGGAUGAUGGAUCCGUCGGGCAGCCCGUUCACCCGUUUGUUGCAGGUUUGCGUGGCUUCAUUCAAGAAGAGGAGGUUAGCGAUGGUAACGGAUUCGAUAUUGUUAUACGAGAAUGAAGAGCUCGACGCCUCAAUUUCGCUCGAUGGGAGGCUUGUUCACACCAAUCAUGUCAAGUUCCUCGACAAAGCGGCCAUCGUUGCUCCGGAGGACGAUGUGAAGUCGCCCAACUUAUGGAGGCUGAACACGGUCCAUCGAGUGGAAGAGCUCAAGACGGUGAUCCGGAUGGGCCCGAUAUGGGCCUCCGGCAUCCUCCUCUACACCGCCUACGCGCAGCAGAGCACUUUCUCCCUCCAGCAGGCCAAGACCGUGGACCGCCACCUCGGCCCCCACUUCCAGAUCCCCGCGGCCUCCAUGUCGGUCUUCACGAUGACCUUCAUGCUCAUCACCAUAGCCGCCUACGACCGCCUCCUCGUCCCGGUGGCCCGCCGCUUCACGGGCCUCGACCGCGGGAUCAGCUUCCUCAAGCGCAUGGGGAUCGGGUACUUCAUUUCCAUCCUGGCCACCCUCGUCGCGGGCUUUGCCGAGGUGAAGCGGAAGCGCUACGCAGCGGCCCACGGGCUGCUGGACUCGCCGCACGCCAUGAUACCCAUGUCGGUGUUCUGGCUCAUGCCCCAGUACGCGCUCCACGGGAUCGCCGAGGCCUUCAUGGCGAUUGGGCACCUCGAGUUCUUCUACGACCAAGCACCGGAGAGCAUGAGGAGCACGGCGACCGCGCUGUUCUGGACGACGAUCUCGGCCGGGAACUACUUGAGCACCUUCAUGGUCACGAUCGUGCACAAGUACAGCGCCCGGCCUGAUGGCUCCAACUGGCUUCCCGACGGCAACCUGAACCGGGGGAAGCUGGAGUACUUCUACUGGCUGCUGACCCUGUUGCAGGGCCUGAAUCUGGUGUACUACGUUUGCGUGGCCAGGUUCUACAAGUUCAAGCCGGUCCAGAUCCACAGCGUGGAGGCUGCGAAGGGCACCGGAGAUGAAGAUAAAGAUACAGCCGCCGCGGUUGAGCUUGCAAAAGUUUAGUUGAUGCUUGGUCAUGGAGGGAGGUUACCGGAAGGCGCAGUUCUUUAUCACUUACGGAUGUGACCGUAAAUACUCCUUUUAGGAUUGCAUUAGGAAGGUUAGGAGGACGAGGAAAGUCUGCCCCGCUCGCUGCGAGUCAUGAUUCUCGUAAAGACUCCGUAUAUAUAAUUAAUGUCAGUGAAUCGAGAAUAAAAGCGAGAAAAAAAAUUCAAAACGCAAGACUUUUAUUCUAGUUCA